Molecule: messenger RNA, 2213 nt
Organism: Ananas comosus (pineapple)
Lineage: Eukaryota; Viridiplantae; Streptophyta; Magnoliopsida; Poales; Bromeliaceae
Product: probable lipid II flippase MurJ
Exons: 21
Coding region: 164-2116 (650 amino acids)
Source: RefSeq, a predicted model, not a curated record
GUAAACCGGCCCCGGCUUAAAACAUGGUCAAAUCCGGAUCCAACCCGACCUGGACCCGCACCUCCCCCAAUUUUGGCGCCAUUGCGCGCGCGCCGCCGAAUUUUCCCGCCACCUCCUCCCUCUUCCUCGGCCACUCUCCUCCUCGUCUCCGUUCGCUAAACCCAUGUCGCUCUCCUCCAAGCUCUCCCAUGGCGUCGCCUCCCUCCCUCAUCCCCAUCCCCAUCCCCACCACCAUCACUCCAAUGCCCACCUCCUACGAUCGCCUCACCUCUACCUUAGACCCCAAACCUCCCCAAAACCCUCGUUCCGACCCCCUCUCCCCCUCCGCAACACUCUCGCCUCUCCGAGACUCGGGCGCCGCCCCCGUCGUUCCCCUUCUCUUCCCCGCGACUCCGUCGGAGGAGGGUGUAGCUCCGAGCAAAGCUGUGGGGAUGGGCGAGAGCACGAUCCUCCUCCAAUACCCUCGAAUGGAUUGCUUCGAUGCGCCACGCUGGUUGGUUCUGCGACGGUGGCGAGCAAAAUUCUGGGCCUGGUUAGAGAGAUUGUACUAGCUGCUGUUAUCGGAGUAGGUCCCGUGGCCACAGCAUUCAAUCAUGCUGCGGUGCUUCCGAGAUUUUCAACGUCCUUUCUGGGAGGUGUCAAUGGUCCCAUUCAUAUCACGGUUGCCACCACUCUGAGCAAGCUCCCAAAGGAAAAUAGGAAAGUGCUUUCAGAAAAGAUGCACGCUUUCAUGCUUUUGAUUGGGGCUGUUUUGGCUGUUCUUACUUAUAUCUAUUCAGAGGACCUUGUAUCAUUUUCUGCACCUGGGUUACAAGUGUCUCCAGAAAAUAAUCUAAUGAAAGAGAUGUGUAAGACUCAGCUGAAGCUAAUGACCCCAUGCAUUUUCCUUGCUGGAUCUGUUGGAGUUGGUUUUGGUCAUCUAACUGCAGAAGGAGAUAAUGUUAUUCCAUCGUUUAGCCCUGCCAUGACAAGCAUUGCCAUUAUAGCAUCUUGCAUUCUAUAUAUGUUAAUGAGGGGACUAGAUGUUUCGAGGUUUAAUGGUUCAUUGGCAGGAAUAUUCAUAUCUUCCGGAGCUUCAGUGGGAACCAUCCUGCAAUGGAUUAUCCAGGUUUCGCUCUAUGCAAAGCCCAAAAAGAAAGCUAAUUUUAUCUGGUGGAAGGACUUCUUUAAGGACAAAGAUAUUCACAAUUUAUUGUCCUUACUGCUUCCUGCAAUAUUAAAUUCAGGCUUGGUUCAGAUAGCGUCUCUUACAGAUCUUUAUUUUUCAUCGUUUGUUCCUGGUGCUGCUGCUGGUCUUUCUUAUGCAUUUAUCUUGGCAAUGGCUCCUCUGGGCAUAUUAUCAAGCAUAAUUAUUCUGCCCGUCUUACCUGCUUUCUCAACUCUUGCAGAGCCUUCCAUGUGGGUGCGCCUUCAGGAGAAUUUGGAAAAGGCCAUAUUACUCUGUUUGGUUAUUACUAUGCCAGUUACUUGCACCUUUUGUGUGCUGGCCGGUCCUAUCGUCAGUAUGCUAUUUCAACGGCGCAUGUUCGACUCUUCUGCGAGUUUAUUUGUUGCAUCUUUGCUACGUUGCUAUUUGAUUGGUUCGCCUUUUUGGAUUAUCCGCGAACUGUUUGCAGCAGUUUUCUACUCGCUUGGGGAUAGCAAGUCGCUGUUGCUAAUCAAUGUGACCGCUAUUGUGCUGAAUGGCAUUCUUGAUUGGCUUUCGGUCACUGUGCUUGGUGCAGGAGCUCAAGGACUGGCGCUGUCGACAUCGUGCGUUACUGCUUUCUCAGUCUUGGCGCUAUUUCUUCUUCUCUCAAAGAAACUAAAAGGAGCCGUCAACGUCAGAGCAAUUGGUGUGUUUCUUCCUCAAUUGCUUGCUAGUUGUGCCGCCUCGGGGUUCGUAGCGUCGCUCUCCUAUCGGACGCUGCGCUCCUUUUUAUCAGCUAACACCACUGCAAGGUUCUGCAGACUUGCAGAAGCCGCAUCGAUAUCGCUUGCCGGCCUGCUCGGAAUGUCCUCGUUUUACUUCUCUUUACUUCUUGCUGAUUUUCCAGGAAUGCAAAUUCUUAAUGGUUUGCUGAAAACAGUAAUGAAGAGGCUAAAUUUUGUUAAUGAUGUAUGGACAAAUGUUUAGCCCGAGUUUUAAGGAAUCAUUAUUUUAGAGCCUAUUUUAUCUUACUGUACUGGAUAGUAUUGUUUAAUAAAAUAUUAUCUAAAUACUAUUAACUUAA